This is a messenger RNA of Solea senegalensis (Senegalese sole), 1804 nucleotides long. RefSeq names its product homeobox protein Hox-D9b-like. The record is from RefSeq and is a predicted model, not a curated record. Gene Ontology annotation, molecular function: RNA polymerase II cis-regulatory region sequence-specific DNA binding; DNA-binding transcription factor activity, RNA polymerase II-specific. Gene Ontology annotation, cellular component: nucleus. The coding region runs from base 643 to 1578 and encodes 311 amino acids. The transcript is spliced from 2 exons. Gene Ontology annotation, biological process: regulation of transcription by RNA polymerase II; anterior/posterior pattern specification; embryonic skeletal system morphogenesis. NCBI's taxonomy places the organism in Eukaryota, Metazoa, Chordata, Actinopteri, Pleuronectiformes, Soleidae.
AACGAGUAAUAAAUAAAUAAAAUAAUAAAUAAAUGACAAGGCGGCUGAAACAAAGAGAUAUCAGACACAGGCAGAUGCAAACUGAAGUCAGCCAUUGCUUUCUUUGAGAUUUUUCUCCUGACUUUUUUGGAGAAUCACACUAUAUUGCGUCCUAAGACGUGCCAGAAAAAGAAUUUCACUCACUAAUUACAAAUGUAGUGGAAGCCACUCAUUUUGUGGACCUAUACCGAGACAGUGGUUUGGCAGGAAUUAGAUUUCUCUCACUCUCUCCUCCAACGAGUUCAUAAACGGCUCUUUGCCACUUUUUUUUUUUUAUUUCGCUUGUAAAACUGUGGUUCGCGUCCCCAGUUUUUUUUUAAAAACAUAUGUACAUAUCUGCUACAUUCAGCUCCAUCUGGCAACAGUCCUGUGGGCCUUCUAUCGCGUUUCUGAAGACAAAAGAAUGAUUUGAUUUAUUUCCCAUACUGGGUAAAUACAGUCUAACCAUGUGGUCCACAGUGUAACCAAUGGGCAGCCGAGGAGAAGGUAAGGGCAGGAAAAAAAUUACUACCAUUUUAGGGGAGGAUGUAAGCCACUAUACCAGCCCAUCUAACGUUUUACAGUCGCACUUAAGUGUCUUUUUAUUGAAAUAAUAAAAUAAACAUGUCGCUAACGAAUUAUUAUUCCAUGAUGGGGCUUCAGACCGAGGAGCCGUACGGUGCACAUUUCAUCCCGGGAAGCUUGCAGGGUUCGACGGCUGGCUGCGCAAAGUCAGCCCGGGGAACGGAGGAGGAGGAGGAGGGGACCCCCGGCUCACACAUUCCGGAUUUUUCACAUUUUUCCAACAAACAAACCAGUUUAAAUGGCUUUUCCCCUUGGACAAACACAUCGACUUCCUCUUCAUCUCCUUCCCCACAGCUGCAGUCCGCCCCCGGCGCCUCCAUCCCGGGUCUUUUUCAUCCGCAUCACCUCCUCAGCCAUCACCACCCCUACUACGGCGCACAGACGCAGAGCCACGCCGCCGAACACCUCGCAUCCUCGGCAGCUCCGGAGAGCAGGUUCGUCCGCUGCUGGGAGGGAGUGACUCCCAGCACGGACGCCGCUCUGUCACAAACACCGACCACUUUCCCCGGGUGUCUGUCCGCUCAGGGUGACCUCUCCACUCCGAGCUCCAGGUACGAGGCGGUCAAACCCGAGAACUCACCGCCGCCACACGACAGCCCCGGGGAUCCCAGCUUCGCCAGCCCGGCUGAGGUGGUCCUCGAGCGGCUCGGAACCGUGGAAGAGCUGGGGAGGAAGACCGAGCCCAAGAAAGAGGACGAGGACAGGAAAACACAGCAGCAGUUUGACCCGGAAAAUCCAUCAGCCAGCUGGAUCCAUGCCAAGUCAACCCGGAAGAAGAGGUGUCCAUACACCAAACACCAGACCCUGGAGCUGGAGAAGGAGUUCCUCUACAACAUGUAUCUGACCAGGGACCGGCGCCUGGAGGUGGCAGGACUCUUAAAUCUAACAGAGAGACAGGUCAAAAUCUGGUUCCAGAACAGACGGAUGAAGAUGAAGAAGCUGAUGAUCAGGGAGAGGAGGAGUAUGAAUGAAUGAUGGACUGAGAGGGAGGCUGGGGUUCUUUCUUCACCCCAGGAUAGGCGAGGAGGUGGUGAGGUUCUAGUUGAUAAGAGAGACGCUGUGCUCCAAGAUUCCUAACAUCUCUAACAUCAACUGGCAUGAUCAGUGAGGCCAACAUGGCUGCCUUGGAAAAAAACUGCAGAGGCGAAAUUCUGUAGGGAAGACCGAGAUGUGUUGUAACACUUCCAGAAAAAAAAAAAAA